AUGGCCAAUUGCCUCCUUACCAAGGAAAAGCUUAGUAUCAUAAUCCCAAUCACAGACCCAAGGUGUUAUUUAUGCCAUAUUGAGGUUGAAUCCUCCCUCCAUUUGUUCUGGCAUUGUGACUUUGCGCGAGCAGUGUGGUUCGGUAGUCGGUGGCAGAUAAGAACGGAUUAUUCACGCAUUGACUGCUGGGAAGGGUGGCUUGACUGGUUCUCAUUGGAUACUAAUCGCCCCGUUGGGCUUCACUUACACUCGUUCCUAGGAGGGGCUGCCACCAUAUUUGAAAGCUUAUGGCGCGAAAGAAAUAAUCUAGCUCAUGGGGGCACUCCUACUCCUAUGCACAUUCUCAUCCAACAUAUAAAUACAAGGAUCCUUGAAAUUAUGGAGGAUGUGCAAUCUCAGCACGCUAGUUUAGUUGAGUGGCUACCGCCACCGCCUGGAUGGUUGAUCUGUAAUACGGAUGUUUCAAUUGGGAACCACCAGUCGGCUGGGGCUGUGGUUUUCAGAAACGAAGAUGGAAAAUUUACCAAUUGUUUCACCUUUCGGCUAGUGGUAAGUGAACCUCUCUUAGGAGAGAUAAUGGUUCUUUGUAAAGGAGCGGAAGAAGCGUUGAAGCUUGGGUAUUCAAAGAUGAUCUUCCAAAAUGACUCCUCUACUGCAACUGCUGCUCUGAAGUCGAAUAGGCAGGAAGUUGGAUCCCUCCAUCACAAUAUUCAAGAGCAGGUGGCGGCUUUCAGAUACUCCGUGGAUCAGCUUGAGUUGUGGGAAGUCUCCUGGAUUCCGAGAAAUUGCAAUAGUGUGGCCCAUUCGGUGGCUAAAUGGGCGAAUCAGAACAAUCAAUUUGGUUGGAUUGAUCUGUCUUCUGAGAAUGGCACUCUGCCCCCUGCGUUAGCAGGGAUGGAAUGUCUCUAG
Messenger RNA from Cannabis sativa, 909 nucleotides. RefSeq lists its product as uncharacterized. The record is from RefSeq and is a predicted model, not a curated record. The transcript has a single exon. NCBI's taxonomy places the organism in Eukaryota, Viridiplantae, Streptophyta, Magnoliopsida, Rosales, Cannabaceae. Bases 1 to 909 code for a protein of 302 amino acids. Gene Ontology annotation, molecular function: nucleic acid binding; RNA-DNA hybrid ribonuclease activity.